UGUAUAAGCAAAGAAAGUCUUACCAGUGGGAGUUGAAGCGAAUCCUGGAGAGCAAACUGCGACUGUGGAAAUGUUGAGCUUAACAAUUCCCGAGCCAUUGUCGUCGUCAGCUUCUGCUCUUCGACCCUCCGCCAGAUUACUUACAGGUUUCAUUCAGAAACCCACUUCUCUUUCAUGGCCGUCUUCUUUUCCCAAGCUCUGCAUCUCCUUCGACGCCAUUGCAGCACCUCCAUUUUCCACGCACGAUAGAAAUUCUUUCAUUCGAGCAGCCUGGACACGAAGAUCUCGAGGAGAAGCUGCAAAAAGACCGAACAGGAAAUCAUGGAAGCAAAGAACAGAUAUGUACAUGAGACCAUUUGUUUUGGAUGUUUUCUUUUCGAGGAGGUUCAUCCAUGCCAAAGUGAUGCAUCGAGCAACAAGCAAAGUGGUAUCGGCAGCAAGUACCAAUUCCAAGGAUUUAAGGUAUUCAUUACCAUCACCUACUGAUGACAAUGCAUGCCGGAUUAUAGGGAACAUAAUUGCAGAGAGAUGUAAAGAAGCUGAUGUAUUUGUAAUGUCUUAUGAGCCUCCAAAGAGUGAAAGAAUUGAAGGGAAAAUUGAGAUUGUCAUUGACACCAUUAAGGAGAAUGGUAUCCUAUUCGUCUAGGCAAA
Molecule: messenger RNA, 651 nt
Organism: Momordica charantia (bitter melon)
Lineage: Eukaryota; Viridiplantae; Streptophyta; Magnoliopsida; Cucurbitales; Cucurbitaceae
Biological process (GO): translation
Cellular component (GO): ribosome
Molecular function (GO): 5S rRNA binding; structural constituent of ribosome
Source: RefSeq, a predicted model, not a curated record